Chara braunii is the source of this 1199-nucleotide messenger RNA. Lineage: Eukaryota; Viridiplantae; Streptophyta; Charophyceae; Charales; Characeae. The record is from the annotation of a GenBank genome assembly.
ACUAACACAGCAGUGCAAUAUCCGCGAGGUUUUGGAUGGAACCAAGCCAAGCAAUGUCUUGAUUUCUGGAACACACUUUGGCGGAGAUUAAGCUGAGGCAUGAUGCAGAGGUCGAGAAGGAGAAGAACAUGAAGGCCGAAGAAGAAAAGGCGAAGAAAGACAAAAAAGAUGAAGAAAGACGGGAAUCGGAGAGGAAGGAUCGUGAAGCAUUUCGUAAGCAGCUUACUGACUCGAUGAACUCGAGGUUAGAUGGAGUCGUCGAAUUGUUGCGGAACAAAGGCAGCAGCAAUGAGGUUGAAGCUUUUCGUAAGGAGGUGGAGAAGCUAAGUGGGAGAAACAUACCAGCGGUUGCCUCGACGAGCUCGGUGCAUGGUAUGUGUCAAGAUACAAACGGGCUGCUGGCGAAGAUGCUUGCGGAUCAAGAACGAAUGAAAAGUCAGUUGGAGGAGGCUUUACUUGCCAAGCGACGAUUGGAGCUGGUCGAGAAGGAGAUGAACGAGGUUAUACGUGCACGAGAUGAAGCCAAAGCGGAUGCCGAGAAGUGGCAGCAAGAGGCGCUGCACCCUGGCAAGAGGGGAUGUAUCACCCUCACCACACCUGCGACAAAAACGACCGCUCGAGCUUCCACGUCAACUCCGAUGAAAACAUUGAAGUCGCCGGUAGCAUCCGUUGAUCUGAAGAAGAUUUCUGACUUACAUCGAUUGGAGGUCGAGACGAUCCAAGAGAUGCGUUUUCGAGAGUUUAAACGGGAGGCUGAGCAUGACUUGGAGAAAGCCAAGGAGAAGAUCGCUCAGCUGGAGCGUGAGAAGUCUUUGAAGACUCCACGUUCGAAUCUGCAUGCAAGGAUGGAUGAGGCUUACACCGGUAAAGGGAAAGAGAGAUGUGCACUAGAUAAGUCUGCUAGUACUAAUGAGAAGGAGAAGGAAACUUUUACCAAAGAUGAGAGAAAGAAUCUACGGGGACUGACCAAAGAUGCGCUUGUGGCUAUCUGUGAGAAAGAAGGUGUGAAGUACACUGGUGUGAAACAGACUGUGGAUGAUAUAGUGACACAUCGGUUGAAGAAGGCGUUUCCUAUGAAAGACACCGUAGUUGAAGUCUCGGAGGACUUGGGAGACUCUGCUCACUCCUAGUGUCUCUCUCGGACGUGACGACGUUAUGGAAUCUCUUUCGACGUUGUGUUAAGUUACAAACUACUUCUA